Monascus purpureus is the source of this 1101-nucleotide messenger RNA. The record is from the annotation of a GenBank genome assembly. Lineage: Eukaryota; Fungi; Ascomycota; Eurotiomycetes; Eurotiales; Aspergillaceae.
AUGGCACAGCUUGAAUCCCGCAAACACAUCUCCCCCGACUCCGGUUUCCCUAUUACUCUUCAUCCCAAUUUCAACCCUAAGAUCGCCGGCUAUGUCCCCCCCGAACCCAUUCGCGAACCGCUCAACCCUCCCAAGGAUCGCGCAUUAUUCGCCGAUCCCGAGAAAAGGGCACUUUUGGCUGCUGCAAAACGCGUGGAUCUGACCGAAGGUAUAGGCACAGUGUUGGAAAAUGUGCAGCUCUCGCAGCUCAACAAACAGCAACUCGACGAAUUGGCGCUUCUAGUGACGGAGAGAGGCGUUGUAUUCUUCAAGGACCAAGAUCUGACAACGAAAAAGCAGAUAGAACUGUUCCAGCAUUAUGGGAUCCUGGAUAAACAUCCUGCUCAAAAGGAUCAAGAAUUUGUCACUAUCAGGGGCAGUCGCGAAGACCAUCGUGAGAUUGCAGCCUUCACUCCCUGGCCUAGUGGAGAGUGGCAUGCCGAUACUUCGUUUGAGAUUAACCCACCCUCCUACUCUAUGCUCCGAAUGGAGGAGCACCCGGAAGUUGGUGGUGACACUGCCUGGGUCUCUCAAUACGGUCUUUACGAUGCCCUAAGUGACGCCUAUAAAAGGUUCCUGGACGGUCUACAUGCAGUUCACACCUCUCGCUUACAGUAUGAUACUAUCCUCGAUCUCUGGGGAGUUGGCCCGAAUCGCCCUCCGAUUGAUACUCACCACCCAGCCGUCCGAACACAUCCAGUAACUGGUCUUAAAGCCCUAAACGUCAAUACCGGCUUUGUAACGGGAUUCGCAGAGUUGAAGAAACCCGAAUCCGAUAAAAUUCUGGACUUCUUAACCUACCAUAUCCAUGCCGCCGAUGACCACUAUGUGCGCUGGAAAUGGAGAGUAGGCAGCGUUGCCAUGUGGGAUAACCGAUGCACCCUCCACCGUGUCAUCCCAGGGUCAUACGAAGGGCCUCGACGCGGUGUUCGGACAACAGUUUUUGGCGAGAAACCAUACUUCGAUCCAGCAAGUGAAAGCCGUAAGCAACGAGAGCUGAGGUUGAAGAGGACCAGAGAGAACGAAGUUGCAGCCACGGAGCCGAGCAGCACGCCAGCCUAG